Helianthus annuus (common sunflower) is the source of this 1786-nucleotide messenger RNA. RefSeq names its product pentatricopeptide repeat-containing protein At4g21065-like. The transcript has a single exon. NCBI's taxonomy places the organism in Eukaryota, Viridiplantae, Streptophyta, Magnoliopsida, Asterales, Asteraceae. Gene Ontology annotation, biological process: RNA modification. The record is from RefSeq and is a predicted model, not a curated record. Gene Ontology annotation, molecular function: RNA binding; protein binding. Bases 104 to 1594 code for a protein of 496 amino acids.
UCUGUUAUACAAAACGACAAAGCUUCGUUCCAUCAAACAUGAUGUAACUAACCUCUCCCAAAUCAACAAACUUUCAAAUCAUAACUGUAAUCCAUUUGUGGGUAUGGCAAAUAACUACUUAAACCUCAUCAAACCAUCAUCAAAAUGGAAACUUGUUGCAUCUUUUACCCAAUCUUUACCAAACCCUAAUCUAUUUCACCAUUUUUCUUCAACCCCACAUGACAGAAGCUACUUAAAGAAAGAGCAAGCCCUUCUUUCUCUUUUCAAGAAAUCUUACACUAAAACAGAUGUACAACAACUUCAUGCUCAUGUUAUUCGAUCUGGGUUCACUCAGAACCUGUUUGUUGUGGGGAAAGUUAUAGUCUUUUGCGCUGUAUCAGAUGAGUGUUUGAUGGAUUAUGCGGUUUCGGUUUUCGAAAAGAUUGCGAACCCAGAUGGGUUUCUUUGGAACACUAUGAUUAGAGGGUUUGGGAGGAUUAAUAAGGUGGAUAAAGUGUUUUGUUACUAUAAGAUGAUGCUUGAAAAUGGACACAUUGUAGACAAUUUUACUCUUUCUUUUUUGCUUAAAGCUAGUGGGCAAUCUGGGUCAGUUUUGUUGGGGAAACAAGUGCAUUGUAGUGUGGUGAAACUUGGGUUUGAGUGUCAUGUUUUUGUGAGGAAUACGUUGGUUCAUAUGUAUGGAAUGUUGAAAGACGUUUUUGUUGCGCGCCAGUUGUUCGAUGAAAUGCCUGAGCCGGACUUGGUUGGUUGGAAUACUAUCAUUGAUUGUCAUGUUUGUUGUGGGAAACAUAAAGAGGCUUUGGAUUUGUUUUCGCGUAUGCAAGAUGCGGGUAUAAGACCCGAUGAUGCUACAUUGGUCGUGGCGUUGUCGGCUUGUGCUGCGUUGGGAGCGUUAGAGCUCGGGAGGUGGAUUCAUUCGAUUGUCGAUGAAAGGUUCUUGAUGAAAGAUGUAUCGAUUGUUAAUUCGCUUAUUCAUAUGUACACAAGAUGUGGAGAGAUUCAAGAAGCACGGAGAAUUUUCGAUAAGAUGAAUGAUAGAAACAUAGUAACAUGGAACACAAUGAUAUUAGGGCUUGCGACACAUGGUCAUGUUCAAGACGCGUUGUCCUUAUUUUCAUCAAUGAUAAACAAAAAACGCGUACCCCCUGACGACGUUACCUUUCUGGGAGUCCUAACCGCGUGUAGCCAUGGAGGAAUGAUUGAAGAAGGAAGACAGUAUUUUAACAGAAUGACCAACGAACACAACAUCGAACCGACAAUAAAACACUACGGGUGCAUGGUAGACAUGUUAUCUCGAGGAGGAUUGGUAAUCGAGGCCUACAACUUGAUCAAAAAUAUGCCGAUGAAAUGCAAUGCGAUUGUCUUGAGAACACUAUUGGCCGGUUGCCAUAUGCACGGAAACAUCGAAUUAGCCGAGAAUGUAAGACGACAUCUUCUCGAGGUGGACCCCGAUCAUAGCAGUGAUUAUGUUCUUCUUGCUAAUACUUAUGCAAGUUUAGAAGAUUGGAACCAAGUAUCAAGAAUUAGAAGAUCAAUGGCGGCUAACAAAGUUAAAAAGCCAAGCCCCGGUAACAGUUUCAUUGGUGUACCAUGAAAGACCGUUUUGAACUCGACAGAUUUGUCAUUGGGUGCCAAAUGUAAAUUCGAGAAAAACAAAAAACCGCUAUUUGCACCAACACAAUUAAUUUAUUUUGUUUUCCAUAGUAAAAGUUGUGACACGAAUCUAACACGUUAAGUAGGUUACAUUGUGACAUUUGACUUGUAUUUUACAAAUUUUUCUUCUGCU